AAGCAAACCUAGACUCUCAGUGACCAAAGCUUUCCUGGCAGAGCUCUCUCUCCAGAUUUAUCAUUAACAUCUACAUGCUAACACUGCUAAAUAAUUCAGCACAGCAUUUAGCCUUACGUCCUUACCUCUCUACGCAGAAACCGUUCUCACUAUUUACUGUACUUCCAGCAAUAGGGAGAAAAAACCUGUCUGGACCAUGGUUCCUCUUUGCACUGUGUAAAUGAGGGAGAGUCUCUGCUAUCGACAUAGUGGUGUGGGGUUUACUUAUUUUAUUUUGUUGGGAAAAGUGUUUAUUAGGUACCUAAAUAUAGAGCAUUAUUUAUCUGAGCAGAGUCAUGACUGUGUGGACUCAGAUUCACAUGCAAAUUCCCCUUUUAAUAAUCCUAAUGCAGGAACUCUCCAAUCAGAGCACUAUCAGCCCCAGCUCUCGGAUACCUGAUGCCAGCUUUGCUGGUAAUGUAGGCCACUGAAGCAAAUCCAGAGAGAUUGAGUUGGAAGUGGAGAGAGGCUCUAUUUGCUUGGCUUCCCGAUGAUGGGGGGGGGGGGGGGGGGGGUGUCUAACUUCUUUUUUUCUUUUCCACUAUAAAUGGGAUAUCAUUUAAGAAGGAUCAUUAGCUGAGAGCAGCCCAGCUCGAUCAAGGCUGGGAGGCGGAGACGCAGUUGCAAGCAGUGAAGCAAGGUGGAGGCACGAAGACAGGAGACCAGGUUAAUGAAAGCAUGAGGUGGCUCUUGGGCAGCAGCUGGACGAAAUUUGGACAUGCUGACAGGGGAAACUAUGACUGGCUAAACAGCGAACCAGGUGGACCACUUCUGGAAACAGAGCUUCAGAGCAGUCAACAGUCAAGCUCAACCAAAGAUGACAUAGAACCAUUUCUGUGCAUCAUAUUGCCUGCCACCAUGAUGCUCUUCCUGGCAUUCCUGCUGCUCUUCCUGUACCGCCGUUGCCAGCACCCCACUCCACAGGGACAGAUCUUCAGCAUCGACCUCCCCGAGUCCCUGCCUGAGCAUGAUGUGUCCAAUUUCCUUUCCGUGCUGCCCUGGAACAAUGAACAGAGCUUCCACUACUCCACUCUGCUCCCUGAUGCCACAUUCCUCACUGUGUGCUUGCCUCCAUCCUACGAGGAGGCCACCAUGAAGACUUCCAUGGACGAGGCUCACAGUGAGCUCUCUCCAGAACCAGUGCCUCCUUACGAAGAGAGCACGCUGCAGUCCAACAGUGCCAAAUAAACUUCCUACAGAAGCACCUUAGCUGAAGCAUGCAGCCCCUCAAGGCACAAACAUGGAACUGCUAUAUGGCCUUUAAAAUUUGCAAGAAGAUUCCAAGCAAAGCGCCAAACCAGUGAACUAAUGAAAGAAGAAACCUGGAGUAAUAGGGAACGAGCCUCUUCACCUCAGUCUACUAUGCUUUUCUACUUUCCACUUGUUGCAAGCAUAUACACACAGUGUAGCACCAAAUCAGUCCCAGACUGGUAACAUGGCUAUUCUAGUUAAAAAAGGGUGUCACACAAGAAUUAAACGUAAGGACAAGUGGAAAUCUGUCCCUCUGCAAUCCCUCAGCUACAAGGAAACAUGAAUUAUGCUAUAGAUUCACCAGUCACGCAAAGGGGUUUUAGCAUAUACCUGUUCCAGUUUGGCUUUUUCUUUUUCAUGUUUAUUUUUAGUUGAAUUUCUGGCAAUUCUGACUAUUUCCGAUUCACACCAUCUGCGUGUGUUAACAUCACAUCAUUCUGCAAUGCUCUGGAAUGAUCACAACAGAUCUCAGGAAAGCAGAUAUGUAUGUAACCUCUACAAAAUUUCCAGCAAUUGUCCCCAAAGGUUCAAACGUGUGCUGUGGAUAAAGGCUGUCUUAUCACAGCUGAACAACAAGGAGAGCUAGAGAAGACCUGAUCAUUCUGGGUGAGGAAGACUCUAGAGCACACAAGAGUACACUCACACUGUCGCUCCGAGCUACUUGCCCGGGUCUGCAAGGUCCUAAUAUUCCAGGCUACUGCCUUGACUUCUUUUCCAAUUUACAAGUCUACAACAAUAUACCCUGUGACGUAUUUGGUGCAGCGUGAGAAGGAGUUGGGGGGAAAUAAAAUCAAAUGCACACACACAAAAAUCUGGUCUGUAUUUCAAACCAGCAUUAUACCCCCUUCUCCUUCAUCACUAGGUCAAAGUAAAUCUCAUUCAAGCGCAUUGGUGCCAGUGGUUCAGUUUCAGGAGGGCUUGCACAUGCAUACUUUUAGGCAAUGGUGUAUGUUAUUUUUAAUUCUUUCUUACAGGAUAACAUUUUCAUGUUGAUAAAUGCUCUUGUUACAGAAGGUGGUUACUACAGAUCCUGACAGCCUCAAAAGCUAUGACAGCUUCUUCCUUGCAGGUGUCAGCUAUUCCAUGAUACUACAUUUGUCUGCGACCUGCCAACAUAACAACUACUACAUACUGCUGUGCGGCAGUCUUGGUGUAAUCCCUAAUUGAAGCGGCUGUCCUGAGUUACACGCUGUGAUUCCAGCAACUGUCAUGAGGUGUCAGUAUCAGCCAGUCCUGCUUUGUGAAUGUACCACAUCCCUUUAAAAACAAAACAAAAUCCAAUCCAAACCAACCAACAAACAAAACUCCCAAGAUAAUGGAAGAAGAAUUCAUCACUGUACAGCAGAAGAAAACCAGACAACUUUCGAGCUGCAAGUAGUUCAAUCUCAUAUUAUUGCCAACAAUGGCACAAAUCACGUCACCACAGCAGCCAAGAGCAGUGCAGGUCAAACCUGAUGAUUCCACUCACACAGUUCACUUAAACUAGGAGCAAAAAGAUCUGCUUUAUGUGAUUCAGAAAUGGAUUAUUUUCUUGAACUACACUUCUGAGACCAUUCCCUUUUCUAACAUUCCCUUUUUGUCUCCAAACUGUAAGAGGAGGUGUUUUGGACAAAUCCAAAUUCAGUCACCCUUUUUUCUUUCUCAGCCAUGUCUGGGACGAGUUCCUGGUAUUCGCGGAGGCAUUUAGAAGUAGUGUUAUUUUAC
This is a messenger RNA of Pezoporus flaviventris, 2994 nucleotides long. RefSeq names its product small integral membrane protein 28 (gene SMIM28). Lineage: Eukaryota; Metazoa; Chordata; Aves; Psittaciformes; Psittacidae. The transcript is spliced from 2 exons. The record is from RefSeq and is a predicted model, not a curated record. The coding region runs from base 718 to 1227 and encodes 169 amino acids.